AUGUUGAGCAACCUUAAAGAAAUAGAUCUGACAGAUUGUUGGAACUAUGAGCUCACCCUAGACUUUCUAAAUGCCAUCCCUUCACAGUUGGAACGAAUUACCGUUCCAAGCUGGGAAAGCGUAGGUUACAAACCAGAUGCAAUCAGCCAAUUUGGCGAAACACUAAGGGAACUGAGGAUUGAUGACUGGGGAACGUCAACCCUGACGGCCCUUGAUCUCGCCCAGCUUUCCCAAGACCUGCCCCAUCUUGAACAUCUCGCAAUCCGCGUUAUGUGGAAUCGAGAGAGCGAGGAGUGGCCAUUCGACCAUUUGAAAGCCAUUGCCGCGCUUCCUCGCCUCCGCAGUGCCGAGUUGUGGUUUCCACUAACCUGUGGCAAUCUCCCGCAUCUCACAUACUCAGCAGCUCACCGAACAUUUUGCUAUCUGAACGAUCGAAAUGGCGGACUGCAGCGCCUGACUCUCCACUCGGGUGUGCCGACACCAAACAGGGUUGAUCCUUUCUCCCGAGAUAUUGACAUAACGCCCUCCUGGUCUAUGCGUAACUCAGUCACCUUCGAAUGCGAAAUGGCUUACGAUUAUGACCCUGACACGGAAGAUGGACAGAAAGGCACAGCCAGCAUCUGGUGCAAAGAACUGAGUUCUGAGAUGAACGCAAAGCUCCGUGAGCUCGAUCAACAGGCAGACCGAAACAUGCCCAACGUCAUAACUCUUGACCCAGCCGGGGUGUUUCUCCGAGCGGCAUUGGACGGCCCCCUUGAUUCAGCAGAAUGGCAGGUUUGGCGUAAGGAGCAGCUGAGGUUGUACGGGCCCUUGCCUGGCAGCGUGGAUGAGUUCGCGAUGGAGAUCGAAGACUACUGGGAGCGGUUGAAUUCGCCUUUUUCUCCUAAGUGGCUCUUCAAGGACCUGCGCGAGUAUGCGCAGAAAAAAUACCCCGGUACCUUUGGGAAGAGUCGAGGGAGGAGGCGGAGGUAG
Molecule: messenger RNA, 972 nt
Organism: Clonostachys solani
Lineage: Eukaryota; Fungi; Ascomycota; Sordariomycetes; Hypocreales; Bionectriaceae
Source: the annotation of a GenBank genome assembly